Molecule: messenger RNA, 1755 nt
Organism: Camellia sinensis
Lineage: Eukaryota; Viridiplantae; Streptophyta; Magnoliopsida; Ericales; Theaceae
Product: putative disease resistance protein At4g19050
Molecular function (GO): ADP binding; protein binding
Source: RefSeq, a predicted model, not a curated record
CUUUGAUUAGUUAGGUCAAUUGAACGUUAUAUGGCGACCGAUGAGAAUGAAGAUUUGAGAAACUCAACGCCAACCCAGUUUACUCUGUCUCUCAAAUCAAAGAGUCCACGUUCCCCUAUCAACCCAGGGAAUUCCUUAUGUCAGCGAUGUCUUUGAACACAGUGGAAGAAGAAAGGAUUUUGAAACUGUUAAAGGAUGAGGGUUCAAAAACUAUUGUCCUUGUUGGAAAGCCUGGAAGUGGGAAAACAUGGAUGGCAAAAAAGUUAAGUGCUCGUGCAACUAGGGAGCGCUUAUUUGAUUUCAUCCUUUGGGUGUUUCUGAACAGAAACUAUGACACCAAGGCUUUUUACAAUAGCAUCGCCCGUCAGUUGUUCCAGCUUUCUACUACUAAGGGGUUCGAAGUUGAUCAUAAUGUGGAUAUUGAGGAGGUACCGGAGGAGGAGAACCUGGAGGUCCUGGAAAAAAAGAUAUCUGCAGCACUUGAGCGAAAAAAAUUCCUUCUGAUUUUGGAUGAUGAGGGAAACAAAAUGAAAGAGGAAGAGAUCAAAGCACUUUUGCCUGUUUCCCAGAAAAAUUCAUGCAAGGUAUUAAUCACCUCUGUGAAUGGAGAUCGUCAUAAAACUUUUGAAACUAAGACGGUGAUUGAGGUGAAUACCCUGUCUGGGAAUGAGUCAUGGUCUUUGCUGAAACAGAGGACUGGGUCUAAAGUUCUUAACUUUCCAGGUAUGGCACUGGCUAAAGCUUUUGUUGAAAGGAGUAUGGAUCUACUUCCUGCUGCAAUUGUCAUUAUAGCGAAAGCCAUAAGUUACUUCAGUGAACGUGUUUCUGGGAUGCGAACUCUGGAAAGUGCUCUGGAUGAAGCAUUUGAUGGUGAAAACAAAAAUUUUAUACAGCUACUGUCCAGUGUGUAUGACAUGUUGCCCAGCACUAUUUUGAUGGACUGUACAUGGAGGGGCAGCCAUUUCUUCCGCAACCGUGGAAACAUCCAUUACAAUGAAUUAAUAGCCUACUGGAUAAUGGAAGGUUAUUUUGGUCAUAUUGAUUGUAUUGAGAAGGCAUAUGAGGAGGGACAUCGUGUUCUGAUGGAGCUUAUUGAUUGUCGGUUGCUAAAAAAAGUGGAUGCUGAUUGCAUAAUCAUGGAAAGAUCGGUGGAGGCUGAUUACAUCCUCAUGGAAAGAUCUAUGCUGAGUUUGGAAGACUGUCACCGGUGUGGAUUUAAUGGGAUAGCUCACCUUGGAUUGGCUGAUUUGUUUGAGGAUGGUGAGUGGGGAGGCCUUGGGAAAAUCACACAGGCAGGUGGCAUGAUAAAAACACCUUGCAGUGGUAAAAAAGGAAAACUGUCAACCUUGCUGCUUGAUGGAAAUCGUCUCUGCUCUGAAGUCCUUCACAAAUUCUGUCAGUCCAAUCUUGAGCUCCAAGUUCUGGCUAUUUUCAACCCCACACUUAAAUCACUGCCACGUGCCUUGUCUGAAAUUAAAGAACUUAAUAUGCUUGUGCUAAGGGGCUGUGAUUUCUUGGUUAAUGUUGACCUCAUCCAAGAGCUUUCAAAUUUAACGGUUCUGGAAAUUUCUGGGGCUUGUUCCUUGGAAAAACUGCCACAUAAUCUUUUUGAUAAAAUGACCCAACUUCGAAGCCUUAACCUAUCUGGCCUUCCGAUCACAUCUUUGCCCGACUCUUUUUACAAGCUUUCUGAACUCCACAGGCUCCUCCUUAAAGAUUGUUCCAAAUGAAUGGAACUGAAACCUUUGAAAAGAU